AUGCGCGCUACAUUCUUUGCUACAACCUGGUUGCUGCUUACCGGCCUCAGUGCGCAGUUGCCUCAGAGGCCUUCGGACACUGUUGUUUGUCAAGCCCCAGAGACAACCUCAAUUGCCGCUCCAGGUGAUGCAUCGUACUGGCUGGCAGAUAUCGAACAUCAAGGAGUUGCGGCGUUCAAUCCAAACCCGUCAGGAUAUAAGGUGUUUCGUAAUGUCAAAGACUACGGAGCCAAAGGUGAUGGCCAAACGGACGAUACCGAAGCAAUCAACCGGGCUAUCAGCGAUGGCAACCGUGUCUCUCCAGAAAGCCGUCGAACGUCAACCACCACUCCUGCAAUUGUCUAUUUCCCGGAAGGCACCUAUGUCGUGUCAAGGUCCAUUGUCGAUUACUAUUUUACCCAACUUGUUGGCAAUCCGAACGCACGUCCUGUUAUCAAGGCCACUGCCGCGUUUGAAGGACUGGGUGUGAUCGAUGGCGAUGUAUACCAGAACGACGGGAACCAAGGCUGGACAUCUACCAAUGUGUUUUUCCGACAGAUUCGCAACUUUGUGAUAGAUUUGACUGAUAUCUCUCCGAAUAAGGGAGCGACGGGAAUCCAUUGGCCAACUGGACAGGCAAGUAGUCUUUUCAACAUCAAGAUUGUGAUGAGUUCCGCUCCAGGGUCGCAGCACCAAGGUCUUUUUAUUGAGAAUGGCUCCGGAACUGUACUUGACGAUGUCGAAAUCAUCGGAGGUCUCUACGGAGCAAACAUCGGAAGUCAGCAGUACACAACCCGCAACCUGCGAAUCUCCGACUCCGCGACUUGCAUCUCCCAGAUCUGGAACUGGGGUUGGACAUACCAGGGUGUCGAGCUGAACAACUGUGGCACGGCAAUUUCCAUGGUUAACGGCGGUCCUGGCUCCCAGACUGUUGGCUCUGUUACCGUCAUCGACAGCGACAUCAAGAACUCCCAUGUGUUUGUGGAUACUGUAUGGCAAGAGUCUCCUUGGAGCAACGGCAGCUUGAUCCUGGAGAACGUCGCUCUUGAGAAUACCCCAGUCGCAGUCCAAGCCUCGAACAAAACCGUUCUAGAGGGUGGAUCUAAGACAAUCACUGCCUGGGGUCAGGGCCAUAGCUAUACUCCGGCUGGACCAAAGAACUUCCAAAGUGCCAUGACACCUGGUGACCGGCCUCGCGGUCUGCUCGCCAAAGACUCGAAUCGGUACUACACCAAGUCCAAGCCGCAGUACGAGAAAUUGCCAGUGUCAUCCUUCGUGAGCGUGCGAGACGGUGGCGCCAAGGGAGACGGCUCGACGGAUGACACAAAAGCACUGCAAUCAGUUAUCGACAACGCACGACGAGAGAAAAAAAUCGUCUUCUUCGACCAAGGCGUCUACAAGGUUACCAACACCCUCCAGUUCCCGCCAGGUAUCCGCAUCGUCGGCGAGGCCCUGCCCGUGAUCAUGGCAAGCGGCGGGCCCUGGACUGACAUCAACAAGCCCGUACCUGUCAUCCAGAUCGGACAACCGGGGGACACGGGCUUCUUCGAAUGGUCCGACAUGAUCGUCAGCACGCAGGGGUCCACUCCCGGUGCCACUCUUAUCGAAUGGAACCUAGAUGCAGAGCAAGGCUCGGGCAUGUGGGAAGUGCACACGCGGAUUGGCGGAUUUGCCGGAUCUCAGCUGCAGGUCCCGGACUGUCCAACUGUGUCGCAAGUAUCGACCAAGUGCCAGGCGGCGUAUAUGUCGAUGCACAUCACGAAGUCAGCAAGGAAUGUCUACCUGGAGAACAACUGGUUCUGGACGGCGGAUCAUGACCUCGAUGAUCCGCAUGACACCCGAGUCUCCGUGUAUACAGGACGUGGCUUAUUAGUCGAGGGCAAGAAUGUGUGGUUAUACGGAACCUCCUCCGAACACCACUCUCUCUACCAAUACCAACUAACAAACACCGACUCCGUCUUCAUCGGCUUCGUCCAAACCGAAUCCCCCUACUACCAACCCAACCCCGACGCCCCCCACAGCCCCUACAAGCCCAACCCCACCCUCAACGACCCCGACUUCACGCACUGCCUGUCCGGAAACUGCAACUCGUUGGGCUUGCGCCUGCUCAACACGCGCGACACAGUUAUCUACGGUGCCGGACUGUACAGUUUCUUCAAUAACUAUGAUACCACAUGCUCUGCGAAUGAUAACAACCAGGUUUGUCAGAGCGAGGUGUUUAGCAUUGAGGGGGAGACGAGCGGGUUGGUGGUUUAUGCGCUGAGUACGAUUGGGACGGAGUGGAUGGUUGUGAGGGAUGGGGAGGGGGUUGUCAGGGCGGGGGAUAAUCGGGCGACGUUUGCGGAUACGGUUGCUUGGUUCAAGCUGUGA
Messenger RNA from Aspergillus chevalieri, 2349 nucleotides. RefSeq names its product glycoside hydrolase family 55 protein. The record is from RefSeq and is a predicted model, not a curated record. Lineage: Eukaryota; Fungi; Ascomycota; Eurotiomycetes; Eurotiales; Aspergillaceae. Gene Ontology annotation, molecular function: polygalacturonase activity. The transcript is spliced from 4 exons. Bases 1 to 2349 code for a protein of 782 amino acids.